CCCAGCGCACCGGCAAAAUGGCGUCUGCCAUUCUGAGGUUUGGCAACCUUUCUAGGGUUGUCAACACCUUCAAAUGUAUAUCUUACCGUCAGCUACCGCAUCUGUUGCAACGCCAGAUCCACCUCCAAACAGUAAAUUAUGAUGCAAUGAAACUCUUGAUGCCAGCGCUGUCUCCAACAAUGUCAGAGGGCACAAUCGUCAAAUGGUUAAAGAAAGAAGGUGAUGCGCUGAGACCGGGGGACGUCUUGUGUGAUAUCCAGACAGACAAGGCUGUGGUUAGCAUGGAGAAUGAGGAGGAUGGCAUCCUGGCCAAAAUUCUGGUCCCAGACAACACCGCUGAUGUAAAGAUCGGGACGCUGAUCGCCGUGAUAGUGGAUGAGGGGGAUGACUGGCAGAAUGUGGAGAUUCCCGCCCACACUGCCCCAGACACAGGUCCACCUACUCCUGCUGCCCCGGCUCCGGCUCCCAGCACACCAAGCCCUGCUUCUCCACCUGCUGCAGCAGCAACACCAGCGUCAGUGGAGGUGUCUAGCAAGGACCUCCAUGCUGCUGGGGUGGGUCCAUCUGUGAGGAAGCUGGCGGAGGAGUAUGGAAUCAGCCCAGCCAGUGUCACUGGCACCGGCCCACACAGCUGGGUCACCAAGGGUGAUGUGUUGAACUACAUCAAGUCCAAGAACCUCCCUAAGAGGGAACUAUUGGCAACCACAUCACCAGUAUCAUCAGCUACCCCAGCCACUGCUGCCCCCACCCCCCAGGCCCUGCCCCUGGAGGGUGAGCCUUUCACAGACAUCCCCAACACAAGUAUGAGGAAAACUAUCGCCAAGAGACUCACAGAAUCUAAGACAACAAUCCCCCAUUCCUAUGCAUCGAUGGACAUGAACAUAGGGCCUGUGUCACGACUCCGGAAACAACUUGCAGAUGAAGGCAUUAAAGUUUCGAUAAAUGAUUUUAUCAUCAAGGCAGCUAGUAUUGCUCUGCAGCGUGUCCCCAGAGUGAACUCUAUAUGGCAGAACGAUGGUGCUCAACUCCUUUCUAGUGUAGACAUAUCUGUUGCCGUGGCAACAGACAAUGGACUCAUUACCCCAAUUGUUCAAAAUGCAUCAGCUCUGGGAGUAGACGAAAUAUCAUCUACAGUCAGGGAUUUAGCAGGCCGAGCUCGAGAAGGAAAGCUCAAAUUACAUGAAUUCCAGGGUGGAAGUUUUAGCAUCUCCAAUCUUGGAAUGUUUGGAAUCAGCGAGUUCUCGGCCGUCAUUAACCCUCCCCAGUCUGCCAUCAUGGCGGUAGGGACUUCUCGCAUCACACUAGGCGACGAUGGGCGACCGCAGACACGCAUGACAGUGACCUUAUCAUACGACUCUCGUGUGUUAGACGAAACUGAGGCUUCACAGUUUUUGGAAGUGUACAGUGAGGUGAUGGAGAACCCUAGCUUUAUGGUCACAGGAUCUAAAUUAUCAGGCAAAGUCCCGAGCAAGUUUUUGAUGAAGCAAUGCCAAGGAGAUUAUGUCACAGAAAGGGCUGAUGCAGACGCAACAUUGGAUAGAGAUUGGUGUUCUUACCGGUGCACUGUUCCUAGAGAGCCUGCAGAAGGUGAUGGAACACUAAUGACUGAAAGACAAGGCUUGAUGCUGCAACAUCUUCUCAGGGUUCUCAUAGUGAAAGUGUUGAGAGUAGGGUACAUGGAGACAGAGGAUGCAUCUCAACGUCUGUUCCACCUUGCUUGUACCCGUACACAAAUGCAAGGCAGAUCCAGGUUUUUUAAAAGGGGUAUCCAUAAUUUCAUUAUUAGUUUAUGCAUGAUUUUGACAACUGCUGUCUGUCAAAUGUCAGUCAACUGUCAAAUGUAUUCUUUAAACCGUAAGUUUCACGGCCCAACACAUACCGAAACAAAGCCAUUAAAAAGACGGUGAUUGCAACUCCUGGUCAUCCUCUGGAGAAGUUAGAAUACAUUCGUAUUUCGGCCCUGCAUCUACAGUUGGAGAGAGAGUGGAUGUCUGAAAUUGACAUCAUGAAUCUGUUACUAGGUCUCGCAUUUCAAAAUGUUGAGAAAAGUACAAAAAGUGCUAUAAUUUGUUUCUGUUUUAUUGUUGUGAAUGUUAGCGUGAGAAAUACCCAGAUGUUUGGGUUAGUGUAUUUGUUGAAUAUAAUACUGGUGGAGUAAAUAUGUAAAACAUAUAACACGACUAAAAAUUUAGUUUGCAUUUAUUUGAAGUUAAUGUUGUUGUACUUGGAAAUGCUGUUCCAUCCAUGGGUGGAUGUUUUUAUUUAUCAAGGGGACUAAAUACCUCUGCAAACAAUGUCUUGUAAGCAUCUCAAAACAUUAUAUAUUUAUCUAAUAUAAAUUAUAUUUCGACCGAUACAAAUAGGUAAUACAGUCUCCUUUAUCAUUGAAACCUACGUAUUUGUAUCUUUUUAAUUUUACUGUUGGGUAUACAUUUUGAGUUGUGCCUUUUAUUCAAACAUUCACUGCAUGUGUGAGAAAGUGCGAACAACAGUAUUUCUAGAAAAUCUGAUGAAGUAUUGUUGACAUCAAUUGAACUGUAUGCCUUUUGUUGAGAUUUGUGUGGAAACUGAUGGUAUUUCUCAAUGUUUACUACGCACGGUAACCCAUGAGUUCCUCCUGGGUACACUGUUGACCUGGUGUAUGGAGGUAUGAAAUAAAGGUUGUAGAUGUGA
Haliotis rubra (blacklip abalone) is the source of this 2673-nucleotide messenger RNA. Its product is annotated as pyruvate dehydrogenase protein X component-like. The record is from RefSeq and is a predicted model, not a curated record. Gene Ontology annotation, cellular component: mitochondrion; pyruvate dehydrogenase complex. Lineage: Eukaryota; Metazoa; Mollusca; Gastropoda; Lepetellida; Haliotidae. Gene Ontology annotation, molecular function: acyltransferase activity. Gene Ontology annotation, biological process: pyruvate decarboxylation to acetyl-CoA.